This is a messenger RNA of Kwoniella botswanensis, 2544 nucleotides long. RefSeq lists its product as uncharacterized. Gene Ontology annotation, molecular function: ribosome binding; ubiquitin protein ligase activity. Lineage: Eukaryota; Fungi; Basidiomycota; Tremellomycetes; Tremellales; Cryptococcaceae. The record is from RefSeq and is a predicted model, not a curated record. Gene Ontology annotation, biological process: rescue of stalled cytosolic ribosome; protein ubiquitination. The transcript has 10 exons. The coding region runs from base 1 to 2544 and encodes 847 amino acids.
AUGUCCCGAAGAGGAUUCGAUACUUCCCUCUCCUCAAGGAGCAAACCAAAUCGAAAGAACUCUGCGACUAUACCAACACCAGAUCCAGAACAUGCCAUAUCCCAUGUACCUACUCAUACUUCCUCCGAACGCGCCGCUCUAGACCAGAACAAGAAGAAUGGAACGAGCACCAAGACAAAUACGAGCGAUGAACAGAGUCCUGCCGAGGUGGAUGAUGAUGUUUGUUUCAUCUGUGCUGAACCGAUCACAUUUUGGAGUGUGGGUGUAUGUGGACAUAGGACUUGCCACGUUUGUGCUGUUCGUUUACGAACGUUCUAUAAAAAAACAGAUUGUACAUUUUGCAAAACACCUUUACCAUCUCUCCUAUUCUCCCGAUCUCCCUCGGCUCCUUUCCCAUCAGAACAUCACAUCACACCUUCACCAGCCAAUGUGAUCGCCGAAGCUCAAGCGAAGAUAGAAAGUCUACCAAAAGGUGCGAAAUGGGACGAAGGCAUUAUACAUCCCGGAACGUUGGAUAUCAGUGCUUUCCCUUAUGCGGAUGAUAUCUUGGGUGUAGUCUUUGAAGAUGAAGAUAUGAUGGAUGCCACUCUGCUGUUACUUCGAUUCAACUGUCCGUACACCGACUGUCCAUACCAAGGAACCAACUGGCAGUCACUCGAGAAACAUACACUAGCAACUCACGGCUUGAUGAUUUGUGGUCUAUGUAGAUCAACCUUAUCAAGAUUCGCGCAUGAACAAGGGCUAUAUCCACCCAAUUUGAUUGGAUUACACGAUCCAUCCAGAUUGAAGAGAGGUCAAAGACCCCCUAGACCUAGGGGAAAUGAAGUGGAGAUGGUUAAAGGGUGGGAUGCACCUCAUCCAAUGUGCGAGUUCUGUCAUCUAGGUUUCUUCGGACCAGAUGAACUGUUCAAACAUAUGAGAGCGGAUCAUGAAGAAUGCUUUGUCUGUAAGGAUUUGGGAGAUAGAGAUGUCUAUUUCCAAAACUACGAUUCUUUAGCCAAGCAUUUCAACCAAGAUCACUUCCCUUGUCCUCAGCCGGUUUGUCUCGAGAAGAAGUUUGUUGUCUUCGGCACUGAUAUGGAUCUGAAAGCCCAUAUGAUAUCAGAGCACUCCGAAUCGAUGUCAGCUCGUGAUAGAGCACAGUCUCGUCAGAUCAACGUCGACUUCUCCUCUGGCGGCUCUUCCACCGAUCGAAGAUCUCAUGGAUCAAGAGGAUUCACUCUGGCCCAGCCGUUCGACCCUUCUCGUGGAGGACCGUCGAGAAUCAGGGAAGGUCCAAGCCACCAGCAACUUGAUCAACCUAGCUUGACACCUGCUCAGAGACAACAGCAGGAAAGACAAGUAAAUCGAGAUAGACAGGAAGAAAACAGGAGAAGAAAAGCUUUCGCAACUGGAUUGACCAGACCCGACGAUCAAGGGUCGAGAGUCACCCAACAAGCUGAACAGAGCGGAAGUGGAUUUUCGACUCCGAGGGAAAGAGAUGAUGUUGAUGAAGCUACUGCGACACGACACGCCGAACUUCUCUCGAGAGUUUCGAUGUUAGUUUCGGAUUCACCUACCAAGCUAUCCUCUUUCCGAUCUGCCGUUCGAUCUUAUAAGAACAACGAAUCGACAGCAAAAGAUAUGGUUGAUACGAUCUUUCAUGUCUUUGACAGAGAUCUGGAUACUACUACUGGUAUAGUCAGGGAAAUAUCGAGUUUGUUCAGUGGUGAUGGUGAUGGAGAGAAGGGUAGGAACGUUUUGGAAGCUUUGAAUGCGUUCAGAGUUGAGCAACAAGAACAAUUCCCUUCGUUGGGAAACGUCACUCCCCAAGGACUAGGAUCAAACUACGCUGGAAUCACCUCAGGGCAGAUCCUCAAUGCCAAACGAUCCACUCGGACGGCCGGAGGAGGCGGUGGAUCAGGUUCCAGAACCGUAUGGAGUCGUGUGGAAGCUGCAGCAGCAUCUCAUCCCGUCAAUCGCCCAACAGCUACGACAGGGUCGAACGGUCGAUAUGUUCCUGGAUCAGGUGCUAGAGUACCAAUCUCUUCAACUUCGGCAUUCCCUUCUCUCUCUGGACCCUCUUCCGGUACUGCAAAACCAUCACAUUCUACUCCUUGGGCAGGAGGCGGUGGAGGAGGAUCGUCUUCCAAGACACCAUCGGCAUUAGCUGGACCUCAGAUCCGAUCUGUCAAUUUCCCUGUAGCCACAAAGGCUAAACCGUUAAAUAAUAAUGCGUUCCCCAGUUUACCUUCUAGUUCGAAUAAGGGAUUAUCAGCGGACGAGAAGAAAGCUUUGUUUUCGAAACCGAAUCCUAGGGAUGAGAGUAUAAGGAGGAUUAUUGGGGCGAACCCAAACCCACCGCCAAGUAAUGGAUGGGGAACUAGUACGAAUACGAAUACGAAUACGGUCAAUAUGGAGAAUAUGAGUAUUAGUGAAUCACCGGCUGAUAAUUCAACAAAUACGCAGUCACAACAAGGAGGAGGAGGAAAAAAAAAGGGCAAGAGUAAACAGUUGUUGUUUAGUGUUAGUGCUAGACCGCAGGGUGGACCUUCUCAUGGGUAA